Molecule: messenger RNA, 3625 nt
Organism: Mastomys coucha (southern multimammate mouse)
Lineage: Eukaryota; Metazoa; Chordata; Mammalia; Rodentia; Muridae
Gene: Naif1
Product: nuclear apoptosis inducing factor 1
Exons: 2
Coding region: 949-1932 (327 amino acids)
Cellular component (GO): nucleus
Source: RefSeq, a predicted model, not a curated record
CCGCCCUCCGGCGCGCUGUCGACCAAUCACGGGCCGGGAUGUCGGCUCCGGAAUCAAUGAGGGGGCGGGGCCGCCGUGCCAGCUCGAAGUCGAUUCAAACGGAGGGAAUCGGGGAUUGGCUGCAGCUGGGUAACAGGCAAGCGGAAAGCCCUGCGUCCAAUUCCCAUUCAGAAGCUCUGCUUAGACUGCGGAAUGACGAGGCUGAGGGGAGCGUUUGUGUACGGAGAGAUCGUAGCUACCCGUGGAAAUGAAAUGUGUACGAGGGCAACUGUGGACUGAAGUUAGAAGACACAAAGCACCACUAAAUAAAAUGUAAAUUUAAACGGGCUGACGACUCAAGGCCGAGAACACGAAUCAAAAACAGGAGGCUAAGCUUCUAGUAGUCUCCUAGACUGCCAAUAAAACAGCUGAAUUUCACAACGUAAUAGUCGCGAUACGAACAACUGAACGACAGUCUGACUUCCCAAUGGAAGUGAAUAAUGUCCAUGUGGGCGGACAUCCUGAAGCGACAGACAUACCUUUAGACCAAUGACCAGGCCAGUUCUAGCAAAGAGGUGUGUCCUCAGAGGAAUGGCAGGCCUGGAGAGCCAGUGAUCGGCCAGACAUUUGAGCCACGCCAAACCUGGAGGGCGGGGCUUCUCCGGGAUGUGCCUAGGGGCGGGAAGAAGGGAAGUGGGCGGAUCUCCGCACACCCCAGCGGAAGAGGCAGAUUCAGGAAGCCAUUACGCAGCUGGCUAGCGGCGGUCGGGCCGGUCAGGGCUGGGCCCUACGCACUUUGCGUAGCGAAGGGGGGUUACUUAAGGCCUGGUACUUGGCCUUGAACAAGCCCUGCCUGUCCCCCUAAAAGGGAUGGGGGUGAAAGAGAGGCGAGGCUGAAAAAGAAGAGAAGAGAAAUUGGGGCUGUUAAGGGCAUUAUAAUUUCUUUUAAAAGAGAGGAAAGGGAAGGCCAUGGCUGUCCCAGCCAAGAAGAGGAAGAUGAACUUUUCAGAGCGGGAGGUGGAGAUCAUCGUAGAGGAACUGGAACUGAAGAAGCACCUGCUGGUGAACCACUUCAAUGCUGGGGUCCCUCUGGCUGCCAAGAGUGCAGCCUGGCAUGGCAUCCUGAGAAGGGUCAACGCUGUGGCCACCUGCCGUAGGGAGCUGCCCGAAGUCAAGAAGAAGUGGUCUGACCUCAAGACGGAGGUCCGUCGCAAGGUUGCCCAAGUCCGAGCUGCUGUAGAAGGUGGCGAGACUCCAGGGCCCACAGAAGAUGAUGGACCUGGUGGACCUGGGACAGGCAGUGGCAGUGGUGGCAAUGGCACAGCCAUAGCUCCUGUACUGCUGACCCCCAUGCAGCAGAGGAUCUGCAAUCUGUUGGGUGAGGCCACCAUCAUCAGCCUACCCAGUACCACAGAGAUCCAUCCCGUGGCCCUCGGACCCACAGCCACUACAGCCGCAGCCACGGUCACCCUGACACAGAUCCCCACUGAGACUACCUACCACACGCUGGAGGAGGGAGUGGUGGAGUACUGCACAACUGAAGCUCCUCAGCCCCUGCCGACAGAGGCCCCAGUGGAGAUGAUAGCCCAGCCUCCAGACACAUCUGUCAAACCACAGGCACUUAAGAGCCGCAUUGCCCUCAAUUCAGCCAAGCUGAUCCAGGAGCAGCGGGUCACCAACCUCCACAUUAAGGAGAUCGCCCAGCACCUGGAGCAGCAGAAUGAUCUGCUACAGAUGAUCCGGCGUUCUCAGGAGAUGCAGGCCUGUGCCCAGGAGCGGCAGGCCCAGGCCAUGGAGGGCACCCAGGCAGCCCUAAGUGUCCUCAUCCAAGUCCUCCGGCCCAUGAUUAAAGAUUUCCGACGCUACCUACAGAGUAACACUCCCAACCCAGCCCCAGCCCCCGACCCUGGACAGGUGACCCAGAAUGGGCAGCCAGACAGCAUCAUUCAGUGAGGGCAGGGGUCAAGCCAGUACUCUGCUUGUGAUUGAAGUAAACAUCUAUGGGAUUUUAAGUGGUUUCUGUGGGCAGCUUUAAGUGGGCCAUGUGGAUAGCUCUUGGAUUAGAUACAUGGGGUUUGCUAGUCUGAGAAAAAUGAAGGAGACUGGGAAAAGGGAUUUGCUGGGCUCCUGGAACCCAAUAUAUCUUACUUCAACCACUGGAGCUGCCUUGCUGAGAAGAUUUUAGCUGGGAGCUAUGGAUGCUGGUGAUGGGACAUGGGUUGACAUGAUCUAAGGCUUGAGACAUCACCCACACUCUGUUUAGGACAACUUUAAAGUCAAACUGGUUCUCACUGGGGCUGCGGCGUCUCAGCACAUGAUCAUCAGCAAGCUGCCCCACCUCAAGUGCGCAGUCUUUCUGAGUGCCAUCCCGCUAAUGUCGCUGGCAGAAAUGCAAUAACACCCAAAUAAGAAUGUCUCCCAGCACCACUGGGAAGUCCCAGUCCUAUCUCCCUCUCACUGUGCCUCCAUUCUCAGGGGACUCUCUUGACUGCUGUAUGCUACAACCACCCAGGCACAGCCCAGCUCCUGGAUAUGUCCCGAGUAUGCAGCCGCCAGCCUGGCCUGGCUCAGGGAUGCUGUGUGUGGUGGGUUAGCCACUCUCUAGUCUUCCAUGACACCUCUGGGUAGCUGUUCUAUGAUUUGCCCCAUCCCCAGACUCUGACACAGGUAGGCUUCCGGUGCUGUCAGUGUUAGAAGGCAAACCCCUGUGGAAUCCUGUUUCCUGCUGCAGUGUACUUGAGGUGAACCUCUAGUUUUUCUUUUACUAUUAUUUUUUUCUUUAGAAAGCUCACUUCUAGCCUGUCAUAUUUAUUCUAUAGCUGAACCCUUUCUGGGAGGGCUCCAGGCUCUGUGGCCACCCUUCUUCCUCCACUGGACCACACAUCCAAAAUACAGUGGGCACUGAGCCCUGCUCAGCAUCCUACCCGAGGACUCCCCUCCUUUACUCUGUUCCUCAGUGCCUGGUGCCCUGAAGAUGCUCCCCACCCCCACUGGCUGAGUGAAUCCAAAGCAAGGAUGGUCCCUGAAUGUAAGAGGUGGAAGAUAGAAAGUGGGCCCUUUGAAUCCUGUGCUCUAGCAGGACAUAGCCUCAGAGGGCUGAAGUACAUGUUGCCCAACUUUCUACCUUUUCUUGAAGGCACUUACAAGAGACUCUGCCAGCCAAGGUUUAUCUGGAUCACUUUCAAACUUACAAUGCCUCAGGCUCCCACGUUACUACCCCAUUUGCCAUGUUGCUGCCACAUCUGGAACACUCAUGACCAGUGACAAUAACUCAAAGUUCUAGAUCUUAGCCAAGCAAAGAGGCCAAGUUGCCUUUUCAGGCAUGCGCACAUAGAGAUGCUUAGCUCCACUGCUGUCCCAGGAAGAGGUCCCCUGGAGACAGUGAGGUGGCUACCCACUGGCCCAUCUCCAAGGGGACAUGUGUGAUGAUGCUAGGCUACAGAGAGUGGAAUGAGGUGGGGCCCCAGCAGGGUUGCUACAGGAGCCUCCUAAGGUUUUGUGACCUAGUUUGGUUCUUCUCUAGGGUUGGAAAACUGAGCCAAUGUUGUAUCUGUUCCAUUUGUGCAUAAAGAGGAAGCCUAGAUUACUUAAGCUAACUUGUUCUUCCCAGGUCACAACUUUAAAUUAAAGAAAUAUCACUUUUUUU